Portunus trituberculatus (swimming crab) is the source of this 1765-nucleotide messenger RNA. It is a transcript of the gene HINT1, whose product is annotated as histidine triad nucleotide-binding protein 1-like. The record is from RefSeq and is a predicted model, not a curated record. The transcript has 3 exons. Gene Ontology annotation, biological process: purine ribonucleotide catabolic process. Gene Ontology annotation, molecular function: hydrolase activity. Lineage: Eukaryota; Metazoa; Arthropoda; Malacostraca; Decapoda; Portunidae. Gene Ontology annotation, cellular component: cytoplasm; nucleus. Bases 178 to 555 code for a protein of 125 amino acids.
UUCGAAUAAAACUGAAUAGUAAGACGUGUUUUAGGCCAUGAAAGUGGGUACUGUAGAUAAAUAUUUAAGCAAACUUAAAUAUAUUCAUUGCCCUGCGCCUGGGGUGGAGUAGGCUGACGCGCCGCUGUGCCGCAGACAGCACAGUGAGCACACCACACACCGCAGCAGUGUCUCGCCAUGUCUGAGGUGGAGAAGGCUGCUGCUGCCUCGCCUGGCGGGGACACUAUUUUUGGCAAGAUCUUAAGGAAGGAAAUACCUGCUAAAUUCAUCUACGAGGACGAACAGUGUGUGGCGUUCCAUGAUGUGUCCCCGCAGGCGCCCACACACUUCCUGGUGAUUCCCCGCAAACCACUGCCCACACUCUCUGAUGCUGGGGACGAAGAUGAGCAGCUGCUGGGUCACCUAAUGCUGGUGGCACGCAAGGUAGCCAAGGAGCAAGGCCUGGACAAAGGAUUCAGGCUGGUGGUGAACAAUGGGCAGGAAGGAGCUCAGAGUGUGUACCACCUUCACCUUCAUGUCCUCGGUGGCCGGCAGAUGCAAUGGCCACCAGGUUAAGAUGUUGGGUUUGACGUGUGUGUGUGAAUGUGUGUGUAAGUGUGUGUUGUUAGCUCUUCUGUAGAAAUUGUGUGUGUGUGUGUAUACAUAGUGGUGUUCUGCUGUUGCUAUAUAUAUACACAUGCAUGUUAUGUAUAAGCACACACUCAUAAUCUUUCUAAAGUAUGUGUGUUUGCUUACUGAUGCUAUUGUUUGUUAUGCCAUCAUGCACACACACACACACACACACACACACACACACACACACACACACACACACACACACACACACACACACACACACACACACACAUUUAUGGAAAGAAGGUUAAAUGACUGAUGAAUUAUGUAAAAAUGUUUCUUUGCUUUACCAACCAUGAAGAAAAUAAAAUUAAAAAGAGAAAACACCAAGAUUGAUUGUCCAAGAGAUUUAUGAGAAGAUAAAGAAAAUAAUGUAAGAAUAAUAUUGAUCCUCUCUGUUAAGUUAAAGCUUAUGUAGAGAUAAAUAGAGGAAGAAAACUCAAAUUAAUAAAAAAAAAAAGCUGAAAGAUUAUUUAUCCAAGACUAAUGUUUAUAUUUUAUUUCAGUCUUAGGAAUCAAUGAAGGAAACUGAAAUGUAAUGUGAAUAUUUGUGUAAAAAUACUUCUUGUCGUAAAAGUAAAGAAUUAAAUAGCAUUAUGAAGAGAGACAGUGAGAUAAUUAUGCAAGGGUGAUGGUUAUUUAUCUUGUCAUAGAAGUUAAUGAAGAAAAAUAAAAUGUAAUGUGAGUAUAUAUGUUAAAAAAAUGCUUAUUGUCAUGAAAGUAAAGAAUUAAGUAGCCUUAUGAAGAAAAGUGGCAAGAUUAAUGUAAGAGAGAUGGUUAUUAAUUUGUCAUUGAAGUUAAUGAAGGAAACUGAAAUGUAAUGUGAAUAUUUGUUAAAAAAUACUUCUUAUCAUAAAAGUAAAGAAUUGAAUAGCAUUAUGAAGAGAAGCAGUAAGGUGGUUAUGAAAGAGUGAUGGUUAUUAAUCUUAUUGAGGUUAAUGAAAAAUGAAAUAUAAAAGAACACAAAUGUAAAGCAAAUAUUUGAGGCGAUAUCAAGUCAAAAUGUCAAGAAAUGCCAGAGAAGAGUGAUUUUUAAAACUUCCUGGUUUGCUUAAUGAUUACUGAAUGAAAAGAAUUAAUUGAAGUGAAACAGUUUGCUCUUAAUUUCUUAAUGUGCCUUUUGUGUCACUGAAUAAACUUGACAUUAAUA